AUUUUAAGCUAUCCUUUCUUCUUCUACUAAAUAUAAUUCCUUUGCAGAUCAGUAAUUUUUUCAGCUUAAUUAAGCUAUCCUUCCUCCAUAUUUGUUACUUUUAGAAACCAGAAAGUCCAUUCAUGUUGUCAAGUUUCUAGCUAGUUGCUACUAUUCAACUCCUCUUUCCUUAUUUUAUGAGAUCAACAAGAACCUAAACAAAGGCAACACCUUCUUUUUCUUUCUUUUCCCUUUACAUAUACAUCUCUCUCUCUCUCUCUCUCUCUCUCUCUCUCUCUGUUGAAACUUCUAAACCCAUAAACAGAUAAACUCUACCCUUUUCUAUUUCAAGAACAAGGAACUGAAAUGAACUCUUCACUUUCAGUUUCUUUUGUUGUUCGAUUUAAUAUGAAGAAGCCUUGGAGCCAUGAUGAGAUAAUCUCGACCCUAUUUGGAUAAUUGUUUUCUUUUCUUCUCCAUCAAAGAAGUUGCAGAAAUUUUGAGUAAAAAGACUUAUCUUUUCUUGGUUAUACGAGUUAACAAUGGUAAGCAGUCAUAAUUACCAUCGCCCUCAUAGACUACUUCUUGAUACACAAUCAAGCAGUACAGCACCAACCUCAGAUGGAAGCAGAGCGCGCAGUGGAAGCUAUACUAAUGAAGCAAAUUUUGACACAAAUAUGGUUAUUAUAUUAGCAGCUUUGCUCUGUGCAUUAAUAUGUGCACUUGGGUUAAACUCAAUAGUUCGCUGUGCAUUAAGGUGUAGCAGAAGGUUUAGCUUCGAGACAGCUGAUGAGGCAGCAGCUCGUUUAGCAGCAACUGGGCUUAAAAAAAGCGCAUUGAGACAAAUUCCUGUAGUUAUAUAUGGUUCAGCAGGAGAUGGAAUACAAAUAAUAGCUACAGAUUGUGCAAUUUGUCUUGGAGAGUUUAUGGAUGGGGAGAAAAUUAGAGUUUUGCCAAAAUGUAGCCAUGGUUUUCAUGUAAGGUGUAUAGACACUUGGUUGGUUUCACAUUCUUCUUGUCCUACUUGUAGACAGUCAUUGAUAGAGCAACCAGCAGUUGCUUCUGGACAAGUAAUGGUGGCUAUUUCUGUUGAUGCAGAAGCUCAUACUGGUGGGAUCAGAACUGAUCAUGUGCCUAUGGCUGCAGAUGAGGUAGGUUAAUUAUGAUCUACCUUGCACGGAAACGCGAAAACUACAUUUAAAAUAUAAUUUUACACGGAGAAAUAUUAUUUUAUAUGGAGAAAAACAGACAAGUGAAAAUGUUUUCGAACGGCGAAAAAUGCUUAUAGCUAAAUGUUGCUAUGCAUCAUAGAUUAUGACUGCAAAUACAUGAAUAAUUAACCAAGUACCUAGAGGGUAAUUAAUGAAAUUAAGGGUUUUUCUUAAUUUGAAAUUUUUAUUUUAAAUUUUUAGUUGGUUAAUUGAUGUAAUUAUGAAUAUCUAUAUACAGAAAGAGAGAGAUGUGAAGCUUCAGUUAAAGGUUUAUGAGAGGAAAAAGUUUGUUUGUAGAUGUUUAGUUUAGUGCUAUGGAUCAGAAAAUUGAUCCAUCUUUGAUUAAUUAGAAGGUUUCUUUCUUGUUUGCUUAUUACUAUGUGUUAAAAUGCCUUUUAACAUUUUUAUUAUAAUUCAACAUUAAUUUAUGUCUUGUCUUGUUUUGUUUGUGGCACUAAUUGGUUCAUCUAAAGAAGGGUUCUAUUGUAUAAAAGCAAGUUUGAUGUCUUAAA
Molecule: messenger RNA, 1702 nt
Organism: Jatropha curcas
Lineage: Eukaryota; Viridiplantae; Streptophyta; Magnoliopsida; Malpighiales; Euphorbiaceae
Product: RING/U-box superfamily protein
Biological process (GO): protein ubiquitination
Molecular function (GO): transferase activity
Source: RefSeq, a predicted model, not a curated record